AUGCGGGUGCUGGAGGAGACGGUACCUUCCCCCUUCGCAGCCUUGCUCUUCUACGUCUCAGCCGCCACCAAGGAGGGCGUGCUGAAAGCCGUCCACGCCAAGGUGCUGUGCCACGUGGCAGACCUCUAUGCGCUGCUCCUCGCUGAAGGCUGGCAGCCCACCUUCCAGGAGACCCUCUGCCGGCCACGGGACCUCAUGGAGGCCCAACGGGCAGGCCGCAUUCCGCUUUGA
Effrenium voratum is the source of this 231-nucleotide messenger RNA. NCBI's taxonomy places the organism in Eukaryota, Dinophyceae, Suessiales, Symbiodiniaceae. The record is from the annotation of a GenBank genome assembly.